UUGAUCAGACAUAUAUUCUCACACUAACGUGAUUAGGUCGAUACAUAAUAAUAAUCUAAAUCAAUUUGAACAAGAAAAAAUCACAUGUUUUCAUAAAGCAUAAGCCUGGUCCGUGAUUUAUGAUACUUUAGAACCACCACAAAAACAAUAACACAGCUAGCUGUAGGAAAAACUAAAACACCCAUGUCACAUUUAAGACAACAACUAUACAAUCAAGGUCAUUUCGGUAUUUUUCUCCAAACUCUUCUCAAUCUCGAUAGCUUCAUCGUUCUGGUCGGCACAAUUGAAAUCGAAGUUGUUCUCUUCUCUUCCUUAAACUACAAGGGCAAAAGAGUGUAUAAUCUUGGGAUGGGAUCCAGGGACCAAAAGGUAAAAUGGAGUUGGAGCUCAGCCUUAAUCGGAGCAGUAUCAGCAACAGCAGCAGCUUCACUCCUCAGCGCCAAGCCAAAAGAUCCAAAGUUCCACCUUAUCUCCAUAGACCUCACCUCACUGAAAUUUAACCUCCCUAUCCUCGAUGCAGAGCUAAUGCUUACCGUACACGUCACUAACCCUAACAUCGCACCCAUCCAUUUCUCCUCCACCACCAUGACGAUCCUCUACGAUGGCACGGUUCUUGGCUCGGCAGAGGUCAAGGCUGGCUCGCAGCCGGCGAGAUCUUGUCAGCUACUCCGGCUACCGGCGCGUCUGAACGGGAUGGAGCUUGCGCAACACGCGCGGCAGUUCUUUUCUGACGUGGCGAAGAGAGAGAUGAAACUUGAGGCUAAGCUUACGAUUGAAGGAGCGGCUAAGGUUAUGUGGUGGGAUCAUAGUUUUAGGGUCCACGUGGAUAGUUUCGUUACCGUUGAUCCUGUCUUUCUUGAUGUUAUUGGUCAAGAGAAUAAGUCUCAGAUGGAUCUGUUUCUUACUUGAAGUUAAUUUAAUUGUACCAUUUUUAGAUU
Camelina sativa (false flax) is the source of this 938-nucleotide messenger RNA. RefSeq lists its product as uncharacterized. NCBI's taxonomy places the organism in Eukaryota, Viridiplantae, Streptophyta, Magnoliopsida, Brassicales, Brassicaceae. The record is from RefSeq and is a predicted model, not a curated record. Gene Ontology annotation, biological process: defense response to other organism; response to desiccation.